Molecule: messenger RNA, 2667 nt
Organism: Prorocentrum cordatum
Lineage: Eukaryota; Dinophyceae; Prorocentrales; Prorocentraceae
Source: the annotation of a GenBank genome assembly
CCCGCGCAGCCGGCUCGCGCUCGGGAGACGUGCUGGGCCGGCCGCGAGCCUCGCACGGGGCGGCGGGCUGCGAGCGCGCAGGAGCGCCCGAGGAUGCGGACGGCCUCCUCGACGAGAUCCAUCGCAGCGGGGCGAUGGUGAUCGAGCCGCGCGGGCUCGUCAUGGCCGGCCCGCCGUCGUGCCUGGCUUCCUCGCCGGGCGGCGCCCCUCCCGAGGCGACGGUGAUCGGCCGCAGCGGGGGCAGCAUGAUCGCCCGUGCUGGCCUCGACAGCCGGUUCGGAAAGGACCCCCCGCCGAGGGGCGCCUCUGGCGGCCAGCGCGAGGCGGCCCCCCGCGCGGACGGCGGCCUGCCGGCGGGCCGCCCGCGCACGCCGUCCCCGCGGACGUGCCGUCUCCUGGGCGCCGUGGAGACCUGCGCCGCGGAGAUGGAGGGGCUGCAGCUCCGGAUGAGCAGGCUGCGCACCGCGCUGUGGUCGCCGGGCGGCCCCGCCCGCGGGCGGCACCACGACGGCUCCAGCGCCGGCGGCGGCGAGGACAGCGACCUGCUGGAGGCCGAGAGGAACCUCGGCGAGUACCUCGCGCGAGCGGCCUCGGCCGCGCGGCGGGGCGCCGGCGCGCAUGAUGCCGCGCGAGCCCCCGGGCUCGGCGGGUUCGAGGACGCUGGCCUGGCGCACGCGGAGGACGUGGACGGCGGGCUGAGCGACUACCUCCCGGCCUCCGUGGCCUCGGCGGCGUCGGCGGGGCGGCCCCGCACGCCGCUGCAGAGCAGGUCCCUGCCGGGGAGCCCCCGCCGCCCGGUGCGGGCCGCCAGGGCAGGCGGCGCGCGCGCCGACGACGAGCGCAGUCUGCUGCUGCAGGUGCGCGAGCUGGGCCACCUCGCGGAGGCGAGGGCGGCCGAGAUCCAGGAGCUGCGAGGAGAGGUCGGCUGCGUGCCCGUCGCUUCCGCGGAGCUGGCAUCGCUCGUGGAGGAGGCCAGGGCGCUGACCCUGCGAUCUCGCGAAGGAGCCGCGCAGGUGGCCGAGCUGCGCGCCGAGAGAGCUGCGUUCACGGGCGUGCUGGACGCAGACCUCGCACGCGCGGGGGAGCUCCAGGAGGAGCGCCGGGCGUUGUUGGACAGGAUCGGCGGCUCCGAGCGUGGCGAGAGGCAGGCGAUGCACUCGAAGGAGGGGGCGGAGCUGGAGGCGGACGCCGAGAAGCGGCGGAGCCAGGAGGAGCUCGCGGCCCUCGACGACUCCCUCGAGGCAGCCCGUGCGCAGGCCGAAGGCGCCGAGCUCAGAUGGUCCAAAGCCGAGGCUGCCAUCGUGGAGCUGGAGGGCCAGCAGAUCAAGGCCAGCGGCCUCGCCGCGGAGCAGUCGCGCGCCUCGGAGCUGUCCCUCGAGCGCCAGGCGCGCUGCGAGCAGGCCCUGCAGGCGCAGCGGGGCAGGGCGUGCGAGGCGCGCCUCGCCGCGCUCGACGCGGAGCUCGCCGAGGCGAGGGCCCAGGCCUCCGAGCUCCGCGGGGCGAGGGCCGCGCUCGCGGCGCGGCUCGGCGCCAGCCGCCGCGGCGCGGAGGAGACGGAGCAGAAGGCGCUCCGCGUCGCCCGCGAGCUCGUGGACUCCUCGCAGGCCAUCCUCUGGCUGCGCUCGGAGGCGGCCGCGCAGCAGGGCCUGCGGCUGGAGCUGUCGGAGGCUCGGGCCCGCGGGCACGGGCUGCGGCAGAGGCUGCGGCAGGCACCCGCCGACCACGGCGGCGCCGACGGCGGCCGGGAGCUGGCGCUCCUCCGGCCGGCGGAGGGGGGCCUCGCGGCCGGGCCCUCGGAGGAGGCGGGCAGGCAGCUCCCGACGGUGAGCGGCGCCCUGCGGGCCGCGUGGGAGGCGGAGGCGCGGGAGCAGCGCGCCGCGCAGAAAAGGCUGACGGCCCUCCAGGACUGCAUGGCCCCGCUGCAGCAGCAGCUGCUGCGCCUGCGGGAGACCGCGCGCGGCUGGCGCGAGCGGCUCCUGCGCCCCGGCCCGUGCGGGGCGCCGCUGCCGCCGGUGCCGGACGAGGCGGCCUGGAACGCCAUGCUGGCGCACGCCGUCGCGGCCGGGCGGGGCGACCUGGAGUACACGGGCGGGGCCGCGGCCGCCGCAGGGGCGCUCUGCGAGUGCAUCGAGGCGCUGGUGGAGGAGACCUCGCGCCAGCUGGCGGCCGCCGGCGAGGGCGCCGCCCCGGCCGGGCAGGAGCGCCUGUUGACCGCGGAGGGGCAGGCGCUGCGGCAGGAGCUCGAGCAGCUGGAGCGGCGUGCCCGCCAGCGCCCGCCGAGCCCCGGCCUCGGGAGCACGCCGACCUCGUCCUGCGCGGGCGACCCCCCCGGGGAGCCGCGCGCCGCGGGAGCAGGCGAGGGCGUGGCGGCGCCAGGCCCGCGGGCCAGAGGCCGCGAGGGGGCCGGCGGGCGGCCGUCGCCCGCACUCGUGAUCGCAACGAGCGGCAGCCUCGCCGCGGGCAGCGCGCACAGCAGACGGAGCACUGCAGGCUCCUCGGCGUCGUCGGCCUCCGUGCGCGGCAGCCGCGGCGGCGGCGGCGAGGACCGCUCCGCGGCGGGGCUCCGCGGGUCCUCCGCCGCGGCCGCGCCGCGCCCAGGUGGCUGGCGAGGGCCCGGGCUGCCCGCGGAGUGGCGCGGGAGCCCCGCCGCGGAGCGCUUCGACGCCG